GUGAUGCAGCCAGCUUCUUUAGCUUCACACACUGAGAAAUCUUUUUUCUCCUUUGCACGAAAAUCCGCAAAGAAUCUUUCUUUCUUAAAGCGUUGGCUCAGCGUGCCUGUAUCUCCAGACUCACAAGGACUGCUGGACAACAACCACUCAUUAUUUCGACCUGAUGUUGCUCAACCGGCAACAGGGCGCUCCGAGUUCCGAAUCAACUUCUCGUCUCCAUCUACAAGCUUGCCGACGCCUUUGGCGGCAGUGCGUUACUUUGUAUGUCGCCUCCCUGUUAAGCCAAUCACUUCGCAGUACAAUCCGCUGUUGCUCAAAGAGCCAGCGGAUGAAGUCACCGACUCUAUUGUUCUUCUGGAGUCGGGCGUCAACACUUUGCGCUUCCAAAGCUCCGUGUGUGGAUUUUUUCUUCCGGAAAGUCUUCACAUAUAUAUCUACCCCAGCAAUGCUAUGGAGUCGUUGUUCUUCAGUCGGGCUUCCCGGAUCGUAAGCCCGGCAAUGGGCACAGCUGUAUCAGCUUCAAUGUUGUCUUCCUCUCCGUGUAACACUGCAAGCUCUACUGCCUUAACACCCUCCUUGACGCCUUUGCUCAAUGCUGAUCCUGUACUUACUUUUUGUGAUAUAAUCCCUGCUGAUAAGUUGGGAGCAAGCUGGAAAUGUGAUCAUCUGUUGGACCGUCUACUACCAAGGCUGGAGCUACUCCCUGACGUUGGCCCGGGUCAUCCAGUCAAAAAUUCUCUGGCUGAACCUGAAAUUAGCUUCUCUAGUAAAUGCCAAUGA
Protopolystoma xenopodis is the source of this 780-nucleotide messenger RNA. The record is from the annotation of a GenBank genome assembly. Lineage: Eukaryota; Metazoa; Platyhelminthes; Monogenea; Polystomatidea; Polystomatidae.